Molecule: messenger RNA, 1656 nt
Organism: Mugil cephalus (flathead mullet)
Lineage: Eukaryota; Metazoa; Chordata; Actinopteri; Mugiliformes; Mugilidae
Product: rhombotin-1-like
Exons: 5
Coding region: 495-962 (155 amino acids)
Biological process (GO): positive regulation of transcription by RNA polymerase II
Cellular component (GO): nucleus
Molecular function (GO): transcription coactivator activity; DNA-binding transcription factor binding
Source: RefSeq, a predicted model, not a curated record
GAGGGAGAGAGAGAGGGAGAGAGAGAGAGCACUGUGUGGAGGCUCUGCUUGUGCAGACGGGCUCAUUUGUGGGGAGCAGCCGCAGCCUGUGCAGAUACAGAAAUACUUAUGCACUGACAUCAGCCAAGAUAAGGCACAGCCGCUCUUGAUUUCAGGACAUCUCCCCUGCCGGCAAGGUGAUACUCGGCGACGCUGCCUUCAUCCGCCUUCCGAUUAUUUUUACGCGCAGAAAAGAGAGAGAAAGAAAGAAGAAAAAAAAGAAAGACAACAAGAAAGAAAGAAAAAGCGACUCUAUGGCUUCUGCUCUCGGCUUUCUUCGGGGACUGUUCAGGAGCGGGGCUGAAGUUUGAGCGACUCCAGGCUGACAGAGUCAUUUACGCCGUGCGCCGAGGCCCUCCGUGUUUAUUGUCGCUCCUCUCGGUGUUACCUCGCACGCACGAGAGGGAGGGAUUGGCGUUUCUCCCGCUGUUGGAUUGUUGUCGUUUUCCAGAAGGAUGGUGCUGGACAAGGAGGAGAGCGUGUCUCUAGUGUCCCUCCAGUCCAGAGAGAAGCCGAGGGGCUGCGCCGGCUGCAACGGGAAGAUCCGGGACCGGUUCAUGCUGCAGGCGUUAGACAGGUACUGGCACGAAGACUGUCUCAAGUGUGCCUGCUGUGACUGCCGCCUGGGCCGGGUGGGCUCCACCCUCUACACCCGGGCCAACCUCAUCCUCUGCCGCAGAGACUACCUGAGACUCUUUGGGGUGACAGGGAACUGUGCAGCCUGCAGUAAGCUGAUCCCUGCCUUUGAGAUGGUGAUGAGAGCCAGAGACAACGUCUACCAUUUAGACUGCUUUGCCUGUCAGCUCUGCCGCCAGAGAUUUUGCGUGGGAGACAAGUUUUUCCUCAAGAACAACAUGAUCCUGUGCCAGCUGGACUAUGAAGGAGGCCAUCUUAAUGGCAGCACUGAGAGGCAGCCUCAAUAAGAGAUCAGAGCCACUUGGACCAAGAAGCUAACAGCAGCACACGCCUCAUCAGCUUCUUGUUUCAGACCGUGUGGGGGGGAAAAAAAGAAAAAGAAAACGAAACUAAAAAAAAAACAACACAACACAGAUUGGACAGAUUUCCAGCAGCCCUUGUUUGAACUCAAUUGCAGGGCUUUGUGGUCGUUUCCCUUAAAACUCACAUUUCUCAUCAGAUGGACUGGAAAUGGAGUAAUGAAACUAUCAGGAGGAUCUUACCCAGAGCACUUAAUGUGGACAGUGAACAGAAAUGCAGUGAACCAGUGUUUGCAAAUAAUGCAGGAGUCUGUUUGACCAAAUGUGAAACACUAGAUGGAUGGAGUGAAGCCAAUUAGGCCACACAUAGCAUCAAGCAAGUCAUCCAUCAAAGAAAAACACAACGUUCCCUGUGAUUGUCGGACCGCUCUGGCAGCCACUGAAGUUUCUUUUGUGGUGAACCCCACCCAGCUUGCUCGAAGGAAGCCCCAAACAAACUGAAGCGUGUUUGUAAAUGUUGUUUGGCUCAGUUCAGCGGCUGAGGAGGAUGAACUGUUCCCCCAUAUUUCCGCCACUCAACUCUGAAGACUUAACGGGGACUCCAGGCCCACACUACUUCUCUUCCUGCUCUGCUCUCAAGCUCUUUUUUUUUCUUGACUAAUUAAAAUGGAGUUUAAUUUCA